Molecule: messenger RNA, 2619 nt
Organism: Entamoeba invadens IP1
Lineage: Eukaryota; Evosea; Mastigamoebida; Endamoebidae
Product: neutral alpha-glucosidase AB precursor, putative
Exons: 1
Coding region: 1-2619 (872 amino acids)
Biological process (GO): carbohydrate metabolic process; N-glycan processing
Molecular function (GO): alpha-glucosidase activity; carbohydrate binding
Source: RefSeq, a predicted model, not a curated record
AUGGCAACCGCACUUUCAGUCACUCGUUCAAACUUCCGGCAGUGCAAAGACACCGCUUUUUGUCGCCGAGCUAACGACGUUGCACUUGCUCAGAAAUUUAUAGUUGGUCCCAAAAUAGACCAAACUAAAACGUCCGUCACUUUACACGUCACCAACGCAAAAGACGUUUCCAAAUUUGACCUCCGCAUUGCUGGUCUUAAAUAUGGUAUUUUCCGCAUGUCUAUGCGCCACACCGAAGGUGGUGUGAUGUUCACUCGUUAUGAACCCGAGAUUGGACUUUCUGUGACUGAAUCUGGUCUUGAGGAAGUUUCCAUCAAAGUCAUUGACUCUUCCAAUUCCAUUGCCCUUGAGAACGUUUAUUCCGACGACUCACUCUCAUCUCACGAUCACGUCAGUCGUCUUGAAAUCAUGAAAAAGACGCUUGACGCGAAGUUGACUCUUGACGGUUCCUUGAUUUUAGAGAUUCCCGGUGACAAGUUGAGAUUUGAGACGGGCGGAAAGGGCGUUGACGGUGAAGGGGAGGAGACAUAUAAAAGCUUCACCGACAAAAAGCCUCAUGGCCCUUCACUUGUAUCGAUCACAUACAAGUUCCCGAAUUCUCGGCACUUGUACGGGAUUCCCGAUCAUGCGACCAACGUAUUGUUGAAGAACACGGACUCCACCGGAUACAAUGAGCCUUACCGGUUAUACAACACUGACGUUUUUGAGUUUGAGGUUGAUACUGAAAUGACUUUAUAUGGGACUGUCCCUAUUAUAUACUCAUUAGGAAGUAAUACGGGAGCUGUCUUCCAUAAUAACCCAACGGAAACAUUUGUGAACGUCGUCAACCAAGAGACUCGAUUUGUUUCCGAAAGUGGAAUUUUGGACGAAUAUUUGUUACCCGGACCAACUCCUAUGCAACAAGAAAAACAGUUUUUGCACUUGACUGGCGUCUCACCACUUGUACCAAAAUACUCGUUGGCAUACCAUCAGUGCCGAUGGAACUAUAUGAGUCAAAACGAGGCGGAAGAAGUCAUUGAAAAGAUGGAUGAGGCAAACAUCCCAUUUGACGUGUUAUGGCUGGACAUUGAACACACCGACGAUAAGAAAUACUUCACGUGGAAGAAAUCGCAAUUUCCGGAUCCAGCGAAGUUGAUUGAUGAUUUGAAAAAGACGGAGAGAAGACUUGUCACGAUUGUGGACCCACACAUCAAAACAACAUCGUCGUAUUACGUCUAUAAAGAAGCACAAGAUCAGAAAUUCUUGAUCAAGAAAAGCGAUGGAAAUAGCGAAUAUAACGGGUGGUGUUGGUGUGGGAAUGCCGCGUAUGUCGAUUUCAUUAAUCCAAAGGCUAGAGACUGGUGGGCGACACUCUACGACUUUUCGAAGUAUCAGUACUCUUCCCCUUACUUGAUGAUUUGGAUUGACAUGAACGAGCCCAGUGUGUUUAACGGACCGGAAACAACGAUGCAGAAGGACAAUAUUCACCAAGACGGAGAGAACACAUUUGAACACCGUGACGUCCAUAACAUAUACGGGCUGUCGUAUCAAGCAGCAACGUAUAAAGGGUUGCUUGAGAGAACUAAAAACGUCGAUCGACCAUUUGUGUUGUCAAGAAGCUUCUUUGCAGGAAGUCAGAAAUUUGGCGCUGUAUGGACUGGAGACACGGAUUCGACAUGGGAGCACUUGAAAAUGUCUGUGUAUAUGACACUGAACUUGAACUUGGUUGGUAUUAUUCAGAGUGGUGGAGAUGUUGGAGGGUUUUUCCGAAAUCCUGAUGAAGAGUUAUUGGUGAGAUGGUACCAAGUUGGAGCGUUCUACCCAUUCUUUAGAGCACACGCGCACUUGGACACAAAACGAAGAGAGCCAUACUUGUAUGAGGGCGAAACACGAAGAAGAUUAAAAGAAUCGAUUGAAAGGAGGUACGAAUUAAUCGACUUCUAUUAUAGAGAGUAUUACCUCUCGAGAACAGAAAAGACCGCUUUGAUGAGACCACUUUUUUAUAAUUACCCGGAAGACCAAAACUGUGACCAGGUUGAAGACGAAUUUAUGAUUGGAAAGGAUUUAUUGGUUGUCGGGGUUGUCCAGAGCGGGGCAAGUAGUGUCAAGAGAUACUUGCCACAAGGAAUAUGGUAUGACUACAAGACUUAUGAAGUUUCAAAAAGCGGAUUUGUCGAUCAAAAAGUCGACAUGGACGGCAUUCCAGUAUUUGUCAGAGGAGGUGCUGCAAUUCCAAUCAAAGAGAGGAGAAGACGAUCUAGCGAGUUGAUGAAACACGACCCAACCACAUUAGUGUUUUAUGCGGAUGAAAGCGGAAAGGCUGAGGGUGUUUUGUAUAAUGACGAUGGAUUAACCUUUAAAGAAAAUCACAUAAAAAGUGUUAUUCGAAUGGACAAAAAUGGAAUUAAAUGUGAAGUUGUAGAAAACGUUGGGGGCGAUCAAAUCACGAACAACCUCGAUGUCAUUAAAAUUGUCGUUGUUGGUGCGAAGCAGCCACAAGGUCUUAGAGAAGGAAAAAGAAAAUUGUUCUUCGACGAAUACAGAACUCAACAAAUGAACGGGAACGGUUUUGUGAUAAGAAAACCUGAGGUGAACAUUGGAAAGGAGUGGACCAUUAAAUUUGAAGAGAGAGAAUUGUGA